AUGUUCAGCAGACGCAGUCCUCCGACAGAACUCUCUUCUCCUCCCUCCUCCCCAUCUCUAUUUGCUGCGGACUCAUCGCCUCCUUCCUCACCAGGCUUGGAUACUUCUGACCUGCAAUUGGACGACUCGCCAUUAAUUCAUCCUUUUGCUGCAUCGUCCAAGGCACUUCCAAGAUAUGAGAAACGAGUUCGAAGCUUCGCCUCAGACGUAUUGGCGGCCGGACCGGCAACCAAAAAGCCUCGCCGUGGAUCAUUUACCAAAGAUAUAGACGAUUCGUUCCUAGAAUCCUCGUUUCCAAGCAUCGAGUUCGGAAAUGAAGAAGUCGUGGAUGCGGAAGCCGCGGAGUGGGAUAGGGUGAUCACCGAAGUCAUUGACCACGGCCAUGGCACGGUACGCUUAGAAGACAGGGAGCUGACAUACAUUCCCGGGAAUGCUAUGCGCGAUCUACAAGGGUUUCGCGCACUCUCAGAGAAAGCAGAGCUCAUAAACGCGCGUAAGAUCAUCGCGCCUGCCCUUCCGCUUAAUGGCCGACGACAAAUGGCGCGCGUGAGCACAGCGCCUGCUAGUACGUCAGGCGACAUGUUCUCUCCCUUCCCCGAGAGGACGAGUUCUCUGGGGAACUUAGGGUUGCCCCGCGAAGAGAUACAGCUCUUCUUGUCCCGCAACCAAAUUCAGACGUUACCGCGACAGCUUUUUCAGGUGGAGAAGUUAACCGUAUUGAUCAUUCGUGCUAAUUCUUUGACGUCCAUCCCUCCAGAGAUUUCGAAGCUAGCUAAUCUCCGUGAGCUCAACAUCGCGAACAACAAGAUCCGAUAUCUUCCUUCAGAAAUUCUCCAUCUAAGCCUUGCCCAACUCCAUGUGCACCCCAAUCCAUUUUUGCCAAUACCCGCGUCCCUCGCCCCACCAAUAUCUAAGCGACCCUUUUCACGCUCGCGAUCAUUAUGGGGCACACGAGCACUUAUGGAGAGUCGCGAGAUUGAGGCCGAACGCGUUUAUACCAAGAUAGUGUCCGACGUCAGCAGGAAGUUACCAAGAGUUAUACCACUUCAGGAGAUUUGUCUUCGCCAUCUAUUCUCCCCCUGCCGGCAAUUGCCUUCAAAUAGCCCUCCAAUCAGCGUCCUUCAGGCCCGGUAUCAUCUUCCUUUGCUCGAGCCUGACAUAUGGUCCACGCCUUCGUCCAAAGUCAGACUUCGGACCCCUUUGCCCGAUCACCUAGAGUCCCUAUUUGAGGCAAUAUCGCCUGGCUGCACCUAUGGCGAAGAGUGCAUCCAUCAGGACCCCGAGCCCGCUAUGGUACCAACGCCUGAAGAAGAUGACGCGAGAAUUACUGGGGUAGGAACCUGCCCUUCGCCCCGCCAUCUUUCUCCAGGGUCCGGAUCAACCCCCUCACUGUUCAUCCAUCACACUGAGGAGAGGUUUACAUGGGAAGAUACAAUUGCUGGGAUCUUGGUAGGCGGUUCGGUCCCUAUUCGAUGGCGAGGAUGCCAGUGGGGAUGUCUGGACUUCCUGGAUUCACGGCCGGAGAUAUCGAGCAAUGCCACUGCAUCUUCGGGCAUAGAUGAACCAGCUACUGGAAUAGCCACGACGGCGAGUGGGGAUAUCGUUGAUGAUGCAGAAACACUGUCAACCUCGGAAGACGAGGAUCGAGAUAUUGCAGUGGUCGCAGUUGACAUCAACAGGGGGCUAGAUAUGAGCGACUUCGAGGAUUGA
Molecule: messenger RNA, 1710 nt
Organism: Pleurotus ostreatus (oyster mushroom)
Lineage: Eukaryota; Fungi; Basidiomycota; Agaricomycetes; Agaricales; Pleurotaceae
Exons: 3
Coding region: 1-1710 (569 amino acids)
Molecular function (GO): protein binding
Source: RefSeq, a predicted model, not a curated record